Messenger RNA from Cynocephalus volans (Philippine flying lemur), 3937 nucleotides. It is a transcript of the gene MPHOSPH9, whose product is annotated as M-phase phosphoprotein 9. Gene Ontology annotation, cellular component: centriole. Bases 221 to 3781 code for a protein of 1186 amino acids. The transcript is spliced from 24 exons. Lineage: Eukaryota; Metazoa; Chordata; Mammalia; Dermoptera; Cynocephalidae. The record is from RefSeq and is a predicted model, not a curated record.
AGUUAACGGUCGCGAGAGGCCGCUCACCCGACCCUGAUAUCAGUAGUGGGAGGAGUUGCCAGACUCUCUUGGAAGUUUAGGAUAUUUCACACUUCUGAAUGUUAGCAACUGAAAAUGCCAGUAGACGAUGAAGCAUCUGAAGAUGACUCGGAUUCAGUUUCCACAAACAGUGAAAGAGCCUUUAUUUUCAAAUAGGAGAGUGUAACAAUUUCUGUACACUAUGGAAGAUUUUGACUUGGUGAAAACCUUACAAAAAACUUCAUCUUCUGUAGAAUCUGAUAUCAAAAAUUCUCCCCAUUCUCUUGGACUGAACUUAAAUACUAAUAGAAGUAGUCCCCACCUUAGUACAAAUGGGAUAUCCUCUUUCUCAGGGAAGACCAGACCACCUGUAAUUCAAGGUACAGUUGAAGUCCUAACUUCUUUAAUGCAAGAGCUACAAAACAGUGGAAAGACUGAUUCAGAACUUUGGAAAAACUGUGAGACCAGGUGGUUACAGCUAUUCAAUUUGGUGGAAAAACAAUGCCAAGAACAGAUAGUUGCCCAGCAGGAACAGUUCUACAACCAAAUUCAACGUAUACAGGAGGAGAUAAAAAAUUUAGUCAAAUUACAGACCAGUAAUACUUCCUGGGCUUCCCGUGAUAGGAGUUCUUCAAGCAAACAAGUAUCUUCAGAAAGUCAAAUGGGUUUUUUUUCUGAAAGCAGUGAGAGAAAUGAAUCUAUUAUCAGUUAUCCUAAAUCUAAAGAACCUGAAAUGCAGCAAGAAAUGUCCACAUCACAACCAGACUGCAAUGUGGAUAGUAGCUCAGUGAGCAGUGGGUAUGGUACCUUUUGUGUCUCAGAAUUAAAUACCUACAAAUCUGAAGACCCCAAAGAGUUCAUGGAGCACACAGACAUUUCUAAAGGACAGUAUGUAGCACCUAUGAUGCAGACAGAUUCACUUGUAGAUGGUGUAAAAAACAAGAGUUUUUGUAUACAGACUACUGAAGAGUUUCAUGCAUCUUUAAAGGAAGACAGUUCUUUUUUCCCUGGUGAAUUUGAACAUAAUUUUCUUGGUGAAGAUAAGAUUUCUGAAGUAUACGGUGGAAAAGCAAAUAGUAAAUCUAUAACAUCAUGGGCACAAAAGCUGAAGCAGAAUCAACCAAAGAGAGCACAUAUAGAAGAUGGAUGUCCAAGAUCUAAGCAAGGAAAUGAGCAAAGCAAGAAAACAUCAAUUGAAAAAUCUGAUUUUGCUGCUGCUACACAUCCUUGUGCUUUUUACCUCAGUAAACCAGAUGAAAGUCCAAAUUCUUGGAUCUCUGAUUCAGGAACAGGACUGACUUAUUGGAAACUGGGGGAGAAGGAUAUGUAUCACUCUUUGCCUGAAACUUUAGAGAAGACAUUUGUACCAUCAUCCUCCACAGAUAGGUCACCAUCCCAGUCUAAUACUAGUAAUGAGAUGAAGCUACCAUCACUGAAGGAUAUUUAUCAUAAAAAACAAAGGGAAAACAAGCAGUUACCUGAGAGGAAUCUCACUUCUGCUUCCAACCAAAAUCACCCACCAGAGGUACUGACUCUAGAUCCAACGUUACAUAUGAAGCCAAAUCAGCAGAUUUCAGGGAUUCAACCACGUGGCUUUAUGAAUGUCCUCAAUGACAGAAUAUCCUUUUCACCAGACUCUGUUCUAGAACCUAGUUUGUCUAGUCACUCUGACAUAGACUCACUUUCACAAGCAAGUAAUAUUGCUUCUCAGUUAUCUGGAUUCCCGAAAUAUCCUUCAGAUACAAAAGCUUCACCAAUGGACUCUUGGAAAAAUCAUUCAUUCCAAAAUGAAAGUAGGACCAGUUCCACGUUUCCUUCAGUAUAUACUAUUACUAGUAAUGAUAUCUCAGUCAACACUGUAGAUGAGGAAAACACUGUCAUGAUAGCUUCGGCCUCGGUCAGUCAGUCUCAGCUUCCAGGUACAGCCAACAGUAUCCCAGAAUGCAUUUCAUUGACUUCCUUGGAAGAUCCUGUGCUAUUGUCUAAGAUUAGGCAGAACCUGAAGGAAAAGCAUGCUCGACACAUAGCGGAUCUUCGGGCUUAUUAUGAAUCAGAAAUAAAUAGUUUAAAACAGAAGUUGGAGGCAAAAGAAAUUUCUGCAGUUGAAGAUUGGAAGAAAACAAAUCAAAUUCUUGUAGACAGAUGUGGCCAGUUAGAUAGUGCUCUGAAUGAAGCUACUAGCCGUGUGAGAACACUUGAAAAUAAGAAUAACUUACUGGAAAUAGAAGUGAAUGAUUUGAGAGAACGCUUCAGUGCAGCCAGCAGUGCCUCCAAAAUUUUGCAGGAACGAAUUGAGGAAAUGAGAACAAGUAAUAAAGAAAAAGACAAUACCAUUAUUCGACUAAAAUCUAGAUUGCAGGAUUUAGAAGAAGCCUUUGAGAAUGCUUAUAAACUCUCAGAUGAUAAAGAAGCUAGACUAAAACAAGAAAACAAAAUGUUUCAAGAUCUUUUAGGAGAGUAUGAAUCCCUUGGAAAAGAACAUGGAAGAAUAAAGGAUACGUUAAAUACAACUGAGAACAAAUUGCUUGAUGCACAUACUCAGAUUUCUGAUUUAAAAAGAACGAUUUCAAAACUUGAAGCUCAGGUCAAGCAAGUAGAACACGAAAAUAUGUUAAGUCUUCGUCAUAAUUGUAAUAUUCACAUGAGACCUGCACGUGCCAACACGCUAGCAACUUCAGAUGUCAGCAGGCGGAAGUGGCUGAUACCAGGUGCAGAGUAUUCUAUCUUUACUGGCCAGCCUUUGGACAUCCAGGACAGUAAAGUGGAUAACCAGCUGGAGGAAACCUGUGUCCCUGGGUACGAUUCUCCUCUGGAAAAGGAUUCUUCACUUGGAAGUUCACCAACAAGCUUACUGAUUAAAAAACAGAGAGAGACUUCAGACACACCAAUCAUGAAAGCUUUAAAAGAACUUGAUGAAGAAAAAAUAUUUAAAAAUUGGGGGACACAGACAGAGAAAGAAGACACCUCAAGUAAAUUAGUGAAUCCUCGGCAAAGUGAAGCUUCAGUCAAUGCAAGUCGUUCUCCAGAGAAAUGUGCCCAACAGAGACAAAAGAGACUUAAUUCUGCCUCACAGAGAUCAUCAUCUUUACCACCUUCAAAUCGUAAAUCAAAUACUUCGACAAAAAGAGAGAUUAUGUUAACACCAGUGACUGUGGCUUAUAGUCCAAAGCGAUCUCCUAAAGAAAAUUUGUCCCCAGGAUUUAGUCAUCUACUUAGCAAAAAUGAAAGUAGUCCAAUUCAAUUUGAUAUACUUUUGGAUGAUUUAGAUACUGUUCCUGUGUCUACAUUACAACGUACCAUUCCAAGAAAACAACUCCAGUUUCUUCCUCUAGAUGACUCGGAAGAAAAAAAAUAUUCAGAAAAAGCUGCUGACAACCAUGUUAAUCAUAGCUCUUGCCCCGAACCGAUGCCAAAUGGAAUGAAGAAAGUAUCUGUGAGACCAGUCUGGGAGAAGAAUAAGUCAGUUAGCUAUGAACAGUGUAAGCCUGUUUCAGUGACACCACAGGGUAAUGAUUUUGAAUAUACAGCAAAAAUAAGGACCCUAGCUGAAACGGAGCGAUUUUUUGAUGAACUUACAAAAGAAAAGGACCAGAUUGAGGCAGCACUAAGUCGAAUGCCUUCUCCUGGAGGACGAAUCACUUUACAGACAAGAUUAAAUCAGGAAGCCUUGGAAGAUCGUUUGGAAAGGAUUAAUCGGGAAUUGGGUUCAGUUCGCAUGACACUAAAGAAAUUUCAUGUUUUGCGCACUUCUGCAAAUCUUUGAGAUUUGUAGCCAUUAAAUUUUGAGACGUUGUUUGCACCAAUGUAUAAUUAUGCACUCAGAAAAGGCAAACUAUUUUGUACUGUUUAUAAGCCUUCAAACAGUAGUUUUACAAUCCUGCUAUUCUUACACUUGCUAUUUUAUACUUCAAAUGGCCAC